Messenger RNA from Sander lucioperca (pikeperch), 4663 nucleotides. It is a transcript of the gene ptk2bb, whose product is annotated as protein tyrosine kinase 2 beta, b. Gene Ontology annotation, biological process: protein phosphorylation; signal complex assembly. The coding region runs from base 357 to 3338 and encodes 993 amino acids. Lineage: Eukaryota; Metazoa; Chordata; Actinopteri; Perciformes; Percidae. The record is from RefSeq and is a predicted model, not a curated record. The transcript has 32 exons. Gene Ontology annotation, molecular function: ATP binding; protein tyrosine kinase activity. Gene Ontology annotation, cellular component: focal adhesion; cytoskeleton.
AGGUAGUCCGCCAUAUUCCCAGUUUAUGAGGAAAAUUCGGGAAAUAAGGAAGUCCAUGGGGCCCACCUUCCAGCAGAGUCUCAUAUAGGUGAGGGAGUGGCCACCUGCCACCUCUUGCUCGAUAACAGUGUGACAGAACUGAAGAACCUUCAGGCCGGACUCUCCGCGAGGAGUUACACUUUCUGUCAAGUUUUUACUCUGAGAGGAAUUAAAUCAGAAUCAGAUACUGUACAUUUCUAACAAAACACUGGAGUCCAGAGAGGGUAGACUGGCAGCAGUAAUAUGAGGGAAUAACUCCUAAUCUGGACAGAUGUUUGGGAUGACGUGGAUAUGAUGGUGCUUAAUCAGCCUUGAAAAUGUAUGAGGUGAUGUCCGGUGACACCCUGUCCUGGAAGGUGCUGACUUCAAGCCAAAGCAGCACAGAGUCCACCCCCGAAUCGCACUUUACUGGGGACGGAGGGCCUACCAAGAUCCUCAAAGUGUGCUUCUGCACCAACAACACCUUGGGCAAGAACUUCAAACUGGUUAAAUGUGACAGCUCUUGGCAAAUUAGGGCUAUCAUUCGUUCGAUUCUGAUCAGUGGUCGAUUGGGGCCGAACAUUGAACACACAGGAUGCUACGGCCUCCUGCUGAAGCACCUGAAGUCAGAUGAACUUCACUGGCUGCAUCCAGAUCUGACUGUCAGCGAGGUGGAGCAACGCUACGAGAGCCAUCAUGUUGAAGCUGAGUGGAGGUAUGACCUUCGUGUCAGAUAUGUUCCUGUCGAUUUCGUGGAAAAAUUCAAAGAUGACCGAUCUACGUUAGUGUAUUUUUACCAACAGGUGCGUAGUGAUUACAUGCAGUAUCAUGCCUCUAAGGUCAGUGAUGGGAUGGCGCUGCAGCUGGGCUGUUUGGAGAUAAGGAGGUUCUACAAAGACAUGAAUGCAAAAGGUCUCGAGAAGAAGUCCAACUUUGAGCUGCUAGAAAAAGACGUGGGCCUGGACCUCUUCUUUCCUAAACAGCUGAUUAACAGCAUGAAGCCAAAGCCGCUACGGAAGUUGAUCCAGCAAACGUUUCAACAGUACGCAACACUCAAGGAGGACGACUGCAUUAUCAAGUUUUUUGAGACCCUCAAAGACUUCAUCAACUACGAUGAAGAGGUUUUCCCAUGUGAACUAGUGCAAGGUUGGAGUCUUGCAGUGGAGCUGGUCAUUGGUGGGAGGGGGAUUCGCCAACGCACACACAAGAAUUCAGCGCCUGUUUUUCUAGCCGACUUCAAACAGAUCAAGAAAAUACAAUGCUUAUCUCAGAGCGACGGCAAGGCUCUCAUAGACCUCAACAUAGAGGGGGCCAGACAACGUCUAUCAAUCAAUGUGGCCACAGUCCCUAUGGCAGAGAACAUGAUGGACCUUAUUGAUGGCUACUGCCGCUUGGAAACUGACACAGAUGAUACUGUCAUCUACCGACCAAAUAGAGAUGCCAAUGCACGGAAUUCCCUACCUGAGAUUCCUACAGACAGAGACACCAGCUCGGUCAGACACAGCAUGGGGUCAGAAAUCUAUUGUGAGAUUCUCGAUGAAAGGCCCAAAUCAGUUAUUAAGUACGGGAUCAACCGAAGUGACAUUGUUCUCGGCCGAAUCCUUGGUGAGGGUUUUUUCGGGGAAGUCUACGAUGGAGUUUACAAAAAGGGUAAUGGCGAGAAGAUUAACGUGGCAGUGAAGACCUGCAAAGACUGUUCACCUGAUGUGAUGGAGAAGUUCAUGAGUGAAGCAGUAAUUAUGAAGAACCUCAAUCAUCAGAACAUUGUCAAACUGAUUGGAAUCAUAGAGGACGACCCUGUGUGGAUCGUCAUGGAGCUUUAUCAGUAUGGAGAGCUCGGGAACUACCUAACUCAGAACCAGAACAAGCUGACAAAUAUAACUCUGGUGCUGUUCAGCCUGCAGAUCUGCAAAGCUCUUGUCUACCUUGAAGGGGUCAACAUGGUGCACAGAGACAUUGCGGUUCGGAAUGUGUUAGUCGCCAGUCCAGACUGUGUGAAGCUCGGAGACUUUGGUCUGUCGAGAUACAUUGAGCAUGAAGAAUAUUACAAAGCAUCUGUUACUCGCUUGCCAAUCAAGUGGAUGGCUCCGGAAUCCAUCAACUUCAGACGUUUCACCACAGCCAGUGAUGUCUGGAUGUUUGCUGUAUGUAUGUGGGAGAUAAUGAGUGUUGGACAGCAGCCGUUUUUCUGGCUUGAGAACAGAGAUGUGAUCAACCAACUGGAGCAGGGAAUCAGGCUACCCAAGCCGGACAACUGUCCUCCUGCCCUCUAUUCACUCAUGACGCGCUGCUGGUCCUACGACCCCAGAGAGAGACCCAACUUCACCGAGCUGGUGGUCAAGAUCAGUGAUGUCCACAAGAUGGAGAAGGAGCAGGAAGCGGAGAGAGAGAGGGACAGAGCGCGCACCACAAAAUUAUUUGACACCAAGUUCAACUUCAACGAGCCUCCUCCCAAGCCUUCAAGAACGCAACCUGGGCGCUUUGGGAACAUGCUCAGUAUUGGUCUACACAAUCAGCUGAACGAGGCUUUGUGUGCCAGCUCACCUGACCUGGCCAGCCCAUGUGAUUACCAGUCCCCCGCCGACUCCAUGAGCAGUCUCACGUUGCCAUCCUUCUCCUCUCGACCUCGAAGCAUGGCGGAGGGCGACUUUCUUCGAGUGGAACCGAAAAGCAGGGAGGACGCCACGGUCCUGUGGCAGAGGGAGAGACAGCACAUGCAGAACACUCUCCGCCAGCAGAAAGAAGACAUGAUGGAGGAUAAAAAGUGGCUGAAAGAGGAGGAGAGACUCCUGGACCCCAUGGGACCAGAGGACGCUGCCGGCCCAGCGUCCCCUGAAGCUGACGCACAGAAUGCACCUCCAGAAAAGCCCCCACGGCUCACAGCACAGCCUGCACCCACAGCUGAGCUGGACCGCUCUGACGACAAAGUGUACCAAUAUGUCAUGGAACUGGUCAAAGUUGUUGUCCAACUCAAGAAUGACAUCACUGAUUCACCCCCGGAAAAAUAUAUCACCGUUGUCAAGUCUGUUGGGAUGGCUUUACGAGAUCUGAUUCGCAGCGUGGAUGACAUACUGCCCACCUUACACAAGUCUGUCAGGACUGAGAUCGAGGGCACCCAGAAGCUGCUGAACCAUGACAUGGCGGAGCUGAUCAACAAAAUGCGGAUGGCCCAGCAGAAUUCCAUCACCUCGUUGAAGGAGGAGUGUCAGAAACAGAUGCUGGCUGCAGCACACACUCUGGCUAUGGACAGCAAGAACAUGUUGGAUGCUGUGGACCAAGCCAGAGUUAGGGCCAAUUUAGCCAAGCCAGUGGUCCUCUAGUGGACUAUAAGCCCUCUUAUUCAGUUUAGACAUCAAGCUGAUGAUUCACAACUACUGAGCAUUAACAUUUGCACAGUUAAGCAUUUUUGUUUUGAUCAAACUGCUUAAAAUAUAUUAUACCUGUAAAUGUGUUUUAAAGCUGGGGUAGGCAUUUUUCUGAAAAAGGCAAAAAAACCGCCAGAAUAUGAAAAUACGGGCUCUCAGUCCUAAGCCCCUCCCACCAGACAGGCACGGGCAUACACACGCACUUAAUACAGUAACCUGUACGAGUACUAGUCAUUAAUUUCAAUCAUCCCAAUCUGAUCCUGAUCCCAGUAGCGUUAUACGGUUGUAAACUUGUGGGCUUGUAAAGCCCUUUGAGAUGACAUACUGUGAUUAGAGGCGCUAGACAGAUACAUAAACAUGAACUUCUAUCAGCCUAUAUAUAGCUGUGAGCCUUUAGCAACAGUUAGCAGAAGGCUAAACUGUUAGCAACAUUUUCUCUCCAUCUCAGAAGUGCUUCACCAAUAUUGACCGUUUAUUGUCAUUGACUCUCUUUUACAGAAGUCUGUCAUCUUUUUUUGGGUUGCUUUGCAGCGUAGGCAGUUGUUGCCAAUGCUUAAAUAGCAACUUUUUCUGCAGGUUUUUCGCCAUUGAAUCAGGCUUUUACCAUCUAAAGGGACGUGCACAUGCAUCUGCAUUUGUAGAAUAGCCAAUAGGAACGGCCUCAUUCUGAAAUGACCUAUGAUUGACCAAAGUCUCCCGUCACCGGCUCAACCCAAAAAUAAGUGCAUGAGUCUAGUUUUCUGUCAGACUACUUCAAUUACAAUAUGCUGAAAGUUUAUUAUGGAAUUUUUAUACAUUUUUAUAAAUUUAAAUAUGAUGCUAUUGGCAUCAUAUUUACGAUGCCGUCAUUUUAGACAAAUUUCCACUACAUUUAAUGUAAACUUCUCUUUUGUGAUAGGUGAGAUAUUGACGUAAAUAUCUGCUCAGAAAUUGAUUUAUCCUUGUAAAUAUAAAAUGUGUCUUUGGGCAAGAACAAUUGCCGAGAAAAAGAAAAAGAAAUAAUGCAAAUUAAAACAAGUAAAUGAUUUACUCUUUCAAACCUGUCAACAGUGAAAUGCCAAUUUAAAAAAACAAAUACAGUAUAUAUCUCAAGUUUGACUAUGAUGCAUUAUAUUGAAAUUAUUAGAUGAAGACUACAAUGGUAUGUAUAAUGGAUUGUCAGAUAUGUGUCAGGUACUCUUAAAAGAAAGAUUUUUGUAUUAUGUCUAUUAUUAUAAAAUAUGAAAUUCUAGCACGUAGAUCAAGUGAUAUAAAAAUAAAUAUCAUGAUGUAUACUACUA